Paramecium pentaurelia is the source of this 2195-nucleotide messenger RNA. NCBI's taxonomy places the organism in Eukaryota, Ciliophora, Oligohymenophorea, Peniculida, Parameciidae. The record is from the annotation of a GenBank genome assembly.
AUGGACGUCUUAUAAAAAAUACUCAAAACCUAGGGAACCAAUGUAACUGCCAUUGAUUUGGAAUUCAAGUAUUUUCAACUUUAAUGUAUAAAGAUAAAUCUAGAAUUUGGAGGAACUUAUGCCUUAAUUAGCAAAUUUUAGCAAUUUAAAAGAAGUAAUCAAUUCAAUAAAGAAUAAAGCUAAAUCUUAAUGGAAAUCGUCUAACUAAUUUACCAGAUGAUUUGGAAUUAUUAGAUACUGUAGAAGUCUUGUGUUUGACAAAUAACAUCUUUACCGAUGUAACUUUAUAUAAUCUUAAAUCAUAUUCAGUUAGGAUAAGUAGUGGAAGCUUUGUAAACAAUGCCUAAUUUAAUUUAACUUGAAAUAAGUCUAUCUUCAAAAGAAGAGGAGUAAUUUAUAAUUGAAUCACUUCCAAAUCUAUAAAUUUUGAAUUCCUAAAAAAUAAAUUAAGACUAAGAACCUGUUGAUGAAACUUCCGAAUAAUAAAGUCAAUAAUAAUCAGAGAGAUCUAUGAGUGCUCAGUAAGAAAUUACACUUUAAUAAUAUGAUCUUGAAUAAAUGGCAGUAUUUCUAUAUUAGUAUACUAGAUUUUAUAUGAUAAUAUCAGAGAAUAUAAAAAAGAUGAAUAAGAUGAUAAACUUUUUGAUUAAUAGAUUAGAACAAUCAUGUUAGAUUUAUAAUCUAAAGUAAAGUAAAAUAACCCAGAUCAUUUAACAAAUUUAUAUAUCUUAACAGUAUCUAUUUAAUUUAAUAUAGGCUAAAUAUAAUUUAUAUGAAAUUUGUUUUAAAUCUAUUCUUAAAUAUUUCAAAUCAAAUGAAAAGAAAUUAGAUUUAAUAUUUAGUAAAAUUCAUGAUAUGCAUUUAUCUAUUUUUAAUGAUAUGAGCAAUGUUAUAUAAAAUGUAAAACCAUCUUCUAAAAAUACUUCAUAAUUAUAGAUUAACUAAAAAUAAUUAGAUUAAUCCUAAUAAUAGUAAGUAGAUAAAAGUGUUGAAAAUAGACUUAGAUAAGAAUUAAAAGAAUUAUAGUAAAUAAAUAAUGAAUUAGAGAGUGAAAAUAAAAGAUAUUUAGAUUUAUUAAUAAAGCAUUCAAAAGGUGAAAAAGUUUCAUUGUCAAAUAAUGAAAAUAAUUAAAAAUAAUAAGAUACUUAUUAAACUUAAGUUUAUACAAAGAAUUCUCAAUAACAUAAUAAUUAAAUAUUUUAAUCAAAAUAAUCAUAAUAAGUUAAUUCUAUACCAUAAUAAGUUAAUGUUAGAAAUUUAACUCUUAAAUAAUUAAAGGAUGUCAUAAAUGAAAUUUAUGAAAGUAAACAAAAAUUUGAUUAAAAAUGUACUGAUUCUAAAUUGCCUAGAGAAACUAUGGAAUAGCAUAUGUAUACAUUUUUAAAUCAAAAAUAUGGACUAAAAAAUCUUAUUAUUGAAUGGGCAACUUCGAUAAUAAAUUCUCUUAAGAAAUAUGCUGCUGAAGAUAAUGAUAUAGCUGUAUUUGGUAAGAUUUUAAGGAAUGAAUGUGAUGAAGAAUUUCGAUUUGUAUAAACUCAAGUAAAGAAUACAAUGUAGGAAUUAUUGAAAGUAUUUUAGUAACUUGAUGAUAAUUUUAGAUGUAUUUAAGAGGAAAACAUCCAUUGAAACAUCAAGCUGAAAUUAAAGAGAUGCUUAAUUAAAGAAUUAAUGGAUAAUUAUAUGAAGAAGAGGCAGUUGACAUUAUUAAAUAUAUGUACAAUUAAGAGGACUCAGAAUUAUUAUUAGAUAAAUUGAAAUAAUAUUAUAUUGUUCCACAAAAACCAAAUGAUAGAAGACUUACUAGAGAAGAAUAAUUAAUUUAAUUAUAAGAGAAAGAUAAAUACAAAUUAGAAUAUUAGGUAUUUCAAAAAAUAAUUUUGGACUUUUAACUUAAAUCUCAUGAAAAGUAUUUAAAAAAAUUUAUUGUAAUUUUCAAAGAAAUGGAUACAGAUCUAAAUGGAAUAAUUGAUGAAGUAUUAAUUAAAUUAAAUUAUUUAUAGAAUGAAUUUAGAAAUUUAAUAGAUGUUUUGAAUUUUGAUGCUAGUGAUUUAGAUAUUUAAAGAUAUUUGAAUAUUAUAGAUCCUUAUAGUCAUUAAUAGAUAACAUUUUCAUAAUGUGUUACACUAUUUUCAUCUGAAUCUGUUCCAGGAUCAAAUGGAUAAAUGUAAAUACUUUAAAGAAUUUCAGAAUUAUGA